UUACUGUAUAUUUCUAUUUAUACAACCCCUCUUCCCUCAACUUUUACUGUCCUCGUAUACUUAUAUAUAUAUACACACAUACACACCUCGUAUCUAAGCAAUAAGAAGGGUUUUGAGAGAGAGAAUAAUUAAAGGCCUUUGCCUUCAACUUUGUUGUCCAAGAUAUUGCAAUUAGUUUGCUUCAUCUAUCCACUUCCUUAAUUUUCUUUCCUUCUUUCACCCUCCUUGUUUGAGUAAAGAAGCUUGAGAUCAGACAUGUCGAGCUGCAGUAUCGAUGUUGCUCCCGAGCAAAUUUGCUACAUCCCCUGCAACGUUUGCAAUUUUGUUCUCGCGGUGAGUGUUCCAUGCAGCAGCCUGUUUGACAUUGUGACCGUUCGAUGCGGACACUGCACCAAUCUAUGGUCCGUGAACAUGGCUGCCGCGUUUCAGUCACUGUCAACUUGGCAAGAUGUUCAGGGACCUGGACUCUUGAAUCCAGAGUACAAGAUUGACACUGGCUCCACGUCCAAAUACAACAACAGGAUUGCAAUGCGUCCACCAACCACUCAUGUAACUGAGGAAAGGGUUGUGAACAGGCCUCCCGAGAAGAGGCAGCGCGUACCUUCUGCUUAUAAUCAGUUUAUAAAGGAAGAGAUUCAGAGGAUCAAAGCCAAUAAUCCCGAUAUCAGUCACAGAGAAGCUUUCAGUACAGCUGCAAAGAACUGGGCACAUUUUCCCCACAUUCACUUCGGGCUGAUGUUGGACAACAACAACCAAGCUAAGAUGGAGAAUGUCUCCGAGAAGCACUUAAUGUCAAGGGCUGCACUGUUGAACAAAUGAAGACUAUCUUCAUUAAUUACAUGAUCUCAGGAGUUUGGUUUCGUUUGAGUAUGUCAAAAGUCAAAACAAUAUGUCUAGACCUAUAAUGAGUUUUAAGGACAAUCCGCUCUUUUUCUUCGUUAGUGUACUUGUCUCUACUUACUACUUUGUUCAGUGAAUGCUUUUACUUAAUUUCAUGUAAGAAUGCUAGUUUCCCUUGUUAUCUUUUAAGUUUUAAUAACAACAGUUUCUGUCUUUCUAAGUGAUUGAGAUCAAGAAUAUACCA
Molecule: messenger RNA, 1084 nt
Organism: Cajanus cajan (pigeon pea)
Lineage: Eukaryota; Viridiplantae; Streptophyta; Magnoliopsida; Fabales; Fabaceae
Product: axial regulator YABBY 5
Biological process (GO): multicellular organism development; cell fate commitment
Cellular component (GO): nucleus
Source: RefSeq, a predicted model, not a curated record